AUGGGCGAUCAGGAAAAUUGGGAUAAGAGGGAGGCAAACGAAGGCGUCCGCAGGGGGGGAGAAGUGAAUAGCGGCAGUGAUGAACUAGCCACUCGGGGUGACCUCGCCACACGGGGUGAUCUCGCCACACGGGGAGACCUCGCGACGCGGGACGAAGCCUCCGCGGGAGACGCGAAGAAGAAGACCGCGUCUCAGUUCAGCAUCCUGGAGCAGCUGUCCAUGCUAAACAAAAAGAGAAAAAAGCUGUCAAGAGAGAAGGAAGGAUGGGAGGUCAUUUCAAACAUUUCCAAGUAUUCAUCAGACCAUAACAAAGAAACGGAAAAGAAAAAGAUACUCAUCUGUUUAGGGAACAACCAUUUUGGGCAGCUAGGGUUCCAGGAGAACGUUAAAAUUGGCAUCGUGGACUUCUCCACGGUCCUCAUUAGUAAGAGGUACCCCGCGAGUGAGAGGGGCCGCCGGGGGGGCCUCCAAACGGGUGGCGACGAAACGGGUGGUGAUGAAACGAUUGGCGGUGACGACGGUGGGGGGGAGACUGCCGGGGGUGAAGUUGCCGGGGGUGAAGUUGCCGGGGGUGAAGCUGCUGGCGGCGGAGCGGAGGGGACCCCGGAGAGGCGCAGAAGGUACAACAGCCUGGCCAGGGAAUUGAAGCAGCGGAACAACCUCGCGAGGGAAAUGAAGCGGAGGAACAUCAACUCCUCCUUCUACAACAGCCAGUCGUAUAACACCCUGAGGAGGAACGAAAUAUACAACGACAUCCUGACGAGACUCCCGAACGAUUUUAGCAUCUCCACGAUUAAGAAAAUCAAAAUUGAUGAGCAAGUUGGGAAGAGCAUGAGCAAAGGGGACGUGCACGACUUGCUAGGAAAGAGACGCACGGAGAGCGGCGGUGGAAGGAGGCGCAGGAGCGUCACUAGUGAGGAGGGGAAAGACAAAAAUAAGCAAAAUGGCAAGCGCGUUGUAAAGGAGGAGCCACAUGGGAAGCUACUCCUACACAGGAGGAGAAGCAGCACCUGCAACAGGGCAGGCAACACCCGGGUGAACCCCAGCAGAGACACGAACUACCUCACGAGGAACAGGUACGAGGAAGGGGCAGUGGAGAAGAAGAAAAGGUUCUUUUCUGAAAAUGAAAAGGACAAGGACUACCAGAGGAGGAUCCGCCAGUAUAGCGACUUUUUCAAAACGGGUGAGUACGUGGCGGGGGGAAGUGGCGGUCAAGCGGGGACCCCGCGCCAGGUGGCGGUGCGAAGCCAAUUGGAAGUGCUAAAACGGGAGGAAGUGCUAAAACGGGGGGACGUCCCAAACCAGGCGGACGUCCCAAACCAGGUGAACACGAGCAACAGCCCCAACAGCAACAGCCACUUAGCCGAUGGAGGGAACAAGCAGGGGGAGGACCACCUCUUCUUUAACCCAGAGAUAAUAAACUGCGGCAAGUACCACUCUGGGGUGGUUAGCAAAAAUGGGUUUGUCUGUCUGUGGGGGCUGAACUGCUACGGACAGCUCGGUGUGAAUCCGAACAAGUCAGUCCACACGUGUUAUAGAAGGACCAAAUUGAAAACGUUGAAAAGGGACCUCGAAGAUGAGCACAAUGCAGAGGAGGAGAAGAAGAAGAGGAAGAAAAAAAAAAAAAAAGACGCUGCUGCAAGGAGGACCAUUUUCUCCCCUAUUAAGAAAGAAAAAACGGUGCUCUCCCCCUACAUACAUAAAUUAGUACCCUUAAAGCAUUUUGGGCAUAAGCAUAAGGUGAAGGAUAUAAGCUUAGGGUCAUUCCACACGUUACUACUCACAUAUGAUGGGUUCGUCUUCACCUUCGGGUGCAACAAGAAGGCGCAGUUGGGGCUACCCAAUGGGUACCACAGGAAGGUAUCCCACACAAGCAGGCCGUUCCUACUGCCACUGGUGAUUGUCGAACGAGGGAUGCAGAAGAGCCACCCCCGCUACGGACGAACGAACACAUUUUUCUUUUCAUCCAAAACGACAUAUGCAAAUAUUGCACACCCAGUUAUUUCCAUCAACUGUGGGGCGUAUAACAGCGCGGUGAUAGAUGCUAAUAGGAAGCUGUGGAUUUGGGGCUGGAACAAGUUCGGCCAGAUAGACAAUUCUUAUGCGGUAGAGAAGAUGAAGAAGAAGGAGCGGGAGGAAGAGGCGCAUGUGUGCAAGACGUGCAGUGGGGGCAGAAUUCACGUGGGCAUGAUGAACCUGAAAAGGAUAAGCGAAAUGGUGCAAAGGGGGGGAGAACACAUAAAAAAAAAACUUACAUCCAAGGAGAGGUUACACGUAAAAGGGGAAGACGGGCAUAAGGACAAACGUGGGAGACACAAGAAAAGCAACAAACUUGUGAACGUCCCCAGAAAUGUUAAGAUAAAAGAUAAGAGUGUCCUGCAAGUCAGUUUGGGGAAGUACCACAGCCUCUGCCUGACGGAGGACAAGUCCGUUUACAUAUGGGGCUACUUGAAGAGGAAGAAAGGAAAGAAGAAGGGAGGAGGGGCAGGCGGAUCAGACGGAGAAGCAGAAGCGGAAGCAGGGGCAUACGGAGACGGGGGAGGAAAAAAAUGCUCCUACGUCCUGCCAUGCUGCGGAGGCGGCGAGUACUACAGGAACAUCACCCGAGUGACGAAGAUAAGCUGCUUGAGCCACUUGUACAUCUCCAGCAUCGCCUCCUCCAGCACGCACACGGCAUUCGUUGCGCCAAUUACCUACAUCGAUGAGAGAAGCGUCGGCGAAAGAAGCACUGGUGAGCGGGGUGUCGACUCGCGGGGGGGACCCAGAAGCGCCAUCUCUGCAGGAGGAGGGGAAAAAGUGGGAGACAAGUUCAGGUACAACAUUCUUCUGAAAAAUGAAGGCUCCCAUUUAUUGAAGUAUUACUCUGAGCAGGUCAUAACCAGGGGGGGAGACAACAUCUUCUACGUCAAAUACGCAGACCUCAUUCUCUUGAUUAGCGGACCACCCCGAGGAGGCGAAGGGGACGUUACCGCUCAGGGCAUCCACCCGAGGGAUAACGUCUAUCUGAUAAAUAACUCCCUGCACGUUAGCAAUGUGUACAGCCAUGGGAGUAAUUACUACCUGGAUUUUGGCGGUCGGGGGGGGAGAGCGGCUGGCCAGGCGGAAGACUCACCCGGACGCGGCGGCUAUGUAAGCGGUGUUAGCGGUGUAAGCGGUGCGUCCCCCGUCAGCGGAACCGACCGAGUGCGGAAAAUCCUGCAGCCGCUCCUCCUCAGCAACAAUAACAACCUGAACCGAGUGGACUUGCUGCAAAUAUUUCAAGUGGCCAUGGGGAAAAACUUUGCCAUCUUUUUAACCUCCUCCCCAUCCAUCAAUCGCAUUUUAAACAAAAAAAAAAUUGAUUACAUAAACAAUAUAUGCUCCUUAGACGUUUUACGAAACAAAAUCCCCGAGAGGAAUUUAUUUAUCAUUGGAAAGUCCGACUUUCAUCACAUUAUACUGCCGAGUAACUGCAAGCAGACGAGCAUCCCAGUUUGCCUGCACAAGAACAAACUUAUAAAUGAGGUCCUCCUACGAAAUAAAAAACAUAAUUUUUUAAACAUAUCCAGGAGGAAGAAGCACUCCGACCAGAUUAGCUACCACAAUAAGAUGCUGAAUUUGAAGCACCUUCAUGGGAAGAUUAAAAAAAGCGUCACCAACUGUAGCUUACUCUACAAUGAUGUGGACCAGCAGAGGUUUUCCCUCAUCUUGGACGCCGCCGGUGCCAACAGGAGCUCGCUGGCGGCCUACAAGCUGAACUCUGCCAACUGUGGCACAUCCAGCAGCAGGAACAGGAAGUCCAUCUCCUACGUGCAGUCGUCCAGCGACCGGGUCAGCAGCAGCCACGGCCACAGCAACGGCCACAGCAAUAGCAAUAGCAACCGCAACAGCAGUAGCAACCGCAACAUCUUCCACUUUAACUUGGGACAGCGGAGGGGCACGGCGGCGCGCGGCAAGUGCGCCUCCUCGGAGGACCGCUUUUCCGCCGCCCGCGAAGGGAGCAGCCGGGUUAGCAGCCACGUCAGCAGCGGCCGCGCAGAGAGCAACCAGGUUAGCAGCCACGUCAGCAGCGGCCGCGAAGAGAGCAACCCGGUUAGCAGUAGCCAUGUCAGCAGCAGUCGCGAAGAGAGCAACCAGGUUAGCAGCCACGUCAGCAGCGGCCGCGAAGAGAGCAACCCGGUUAGCAGUAGCCAUGUCAGCAGUAGCCACGUCAGCAGAAGCCGCGAAGAGAGUAACCACGAAGAGAGUAACCGCGAACAGAGCAACCAGGAGGGAGCCCCCGGAGGGGCACACAAAGAGGAGAGGGCAGGCGCCCCCCUCUCUGGCAAGGAACAGAAGGAUAGCUUGUCCAGUUCCUCGAACGAGGGAGACCUGAAGAGGGAAGACAACCCGCAAAGCGGAGCCCAUUUAGGGAUGCCAAGUGAAGAACCCCAUCUGUAUGAAGAACCUGGGGAGUACUACCCCAUUGGUAAAGCAAAACAGGUAAGCAGCGCGUGGGGCACACCGGGAGAGCAACUGGACCAUUCGCAAAGCACACAAAAUGAUGGCAAGCAUUUUUCAUACAAGAGCAGCAGCAGGAGUAGUAGCAGCUGUAAUAACUACCGGGCGAGUGGGCAAGCAGUGGAAAGGGAUAACCAAGCAGUCAUGGGUGCCUGUUCCAUCGUGGGAGGGGCUAAAAAGGAGGAGAUGUGCGGGGAGAACGCGAAUGGGAAGGGUGACGGAGAGGAAAAGGGAAGAGAAGUUGGAGGGGAAAACGAAAAGAAAGACGGGCAGGAGAGUGGCCCCCCCGCGAAGGAAAGGCGCAAAAGCUCCACUUGCGUAAACAAAAAAAAACUCUUCAGAAAUAUGAUACUGCAAGCUAUAGACAAAAUAAAUGACAAUUUUUUAAACCAGAAAAAUGAGAGUGGCAGACUGGUUGAUUGCGAACAAGUAAAAUUAAAAUUUAAAGUUUUUAAAAGGAGGAGGUCUUGCCUCUGGAAUUAUUUCACCUAUCAUCAUACGAAGCGGAAGGGUCCCUUGGGAUUUAACUUGUCGGAAAAUAUCGUCAACAUAACGCUGCUGGAUGUGGCCUGUGGGGAUUACCACUCGCUGAUUUUGUUGGAGGUGGACACCCUCACGUGA
Messenger RNA from Plasmodium vivax (malaria parasite P. vivax), 5100 nucleotides. RefSeq lists its product as hypothetical. Bases 1 to 5100 code for a protein of 1699 amino acids. The record is from RefSeq and is a predicted model, not a curated record. The transcript has a single exon. Lineage: Eukaryota; Apicomplexa; Aconoidasida; Haemosporida; Plasmodiidae.